AUGAGAAGUGGAAGAUUAAUUGUACCGAAUUAUCAUGAAUUACUUACAGAUAUGGAUGUCAGAACUUUCUCCGAAAAAACUACAUACACAGAUGAAAACCCCUCUCAAGAAAAUGAAGAGGAAGCAAUGACCGAGAAUUCUUUUGAAAAUCACUUUCAAGGGAAUGAUGAGAAGAGAAUUAUUCAAGAUAAUAUUAUAACAGACAUCUUAGGAAAUACUGAACUCUCAGAUGCAUCAAAAGAGAUUUUUACAAUUUAUAAAGCGCAAUACCUUGAUGAUGAUCUAAUUGAUCUCUGA
Molecule: messenger RNA, 297 nt
Organism: Ambispora leptoticha
Lineage: Eukaryota; Fungi; Glomeromycota; Glomeromycetes; Archaeosporales; Ambisporaceae
Source: the annotation of a GenBank genome assembly